CCGUAUCAUACCCACGGUAUGGUGGAGCGAAAAUGACUGAUUACCCCUGCAUCAUAGACAUAAACAACCAACCAACCAGGUUUUCGGGUCUAGUGAAUGACACAGAUACUCGCGAAGAGCAGUGGGCCGAUGACAUGGCUCUCUCUGAUGACGACUCUGCGUUCCGGACUGCAGAUGAACUGGAGAACAACAAACUGCACAGUCAACGGGAACUGGUUGAGUUAGAAACUCGCGGUGUUCAAACGGAAAUCGAGACGCUCCUGUCUGGUUUUAAAGGUGUCAAACUGACAGGAAACGGUGACAUCCCUACCAAGCCGUUCCUAGAUGCCUGCCGUCGCAUGGUACCUUUCUUUGAUCAUCUCGGUUCCGUACUACCACGACUUCGUAAUGAAAGUGGCGUCAGGAGAUGA
This is a messenger RNA of Branchiostoma floridae (Florida lancelet), 410 nucleotides long. RefSeq lists its product as uncharacterized. NCBI's taxonomy places the organism in Eukaryota, Metazoa, Chordata, Leptocardii, Amphioxiformes, Branchiostomatidae. The coding region runs from base 33 to 410 and encodes 125 amino acids. The transcript is spliced from 3 exons. The record is from RefSeq and is a predicted model, not a curated record.